UCGUCGUCGUCGGAGGCACAAGAGUCGCGUCGUCGUCGUUGGCACCUUCACUUGUACAGCUAUGCGCUAAAAGAGUGUACAAUAUCCCAGUAACUCCCACCCCCCCCCCCUGCCCUUCGGACCGUGUUUUCCCAUUGUUUGUUUUGUCGUGUGCAGCACCCUCACCUCCCAUCGUCCUCCGACAACCCUUGUGCGUAUAUACUCUUAAUUACCUAAGGCAAACAUAUCACUGUAUGGGCUGCUCCGUGUUCUCCCCAUGACGAGGGAUCGUCGGGAGAGUAAAAGGUACAAGUGGACACGAUGAGGGUCGUGUGUCGAAAAGUCGCUAGCAAUGGAGAGAGCGGGUGGUCGCAGCCGCCGGUAUAACACAAGUGUCUCGUCGCGGCGGCCGGUGUUGGGUGUUUAGAGGUUAUACACACAGGCAGCAACCGAGAGGUACUGGCCCGUGAGACAGAGUUGUGAGCAGUGGCGGUGAGUGCGUACCAUGGCCACGCCACCAGACUCGCCGGGGCCCGAGGACGUGCUGUUCGAGUUCGAGAGCGCCAGGGCUCGGCAGCAGACGCAUCGGCCCGUCGCCCUCGAGGAACUACUCAGGCAGACCAAGUUCUCCAGGCACGAGAUACGCGUCAUGUAUCGAGGAUUCAAGCAGGAGUGUCCCGAGGGCCUCGUUCACGAGGAAUCCUUCAAGGACAUCUACGCCAAGUUCUUCCCGCACGGCAACGCGGCUCCCUACGCCCAUUAUGUGUUCAAAGCGUUCGACGUCAACUGCAGCGGCGCCAUAAGCUUCAGGGACCUGCUGGUGACGCUGUCGACGUUGCUACGCGGUAGCAUAUACGAAAAGCUGCGCUGGACGUUCAAGCUGUACGACAUAAACGGGGACGGUUGCAUAACGCGGGGCGAGCUCGGCGAGGUGGUAACGGCCGUGCACGACUUGAUGGGCCGCAAGCACCGCGAGACCGAGGAGAGACAGGCGCGCGAGCAACUCGACAGGGUCUUCCGGAAACUCGACCUCAACCAGGACGGCGUUAUCACCAUCGAGGAGUUCAUGGAGAGUUGUCUCAAGGACGAAGUGAUAACGCGCUCGCUGGCGAUGUUCGACGGGGACCUCUGAUCUCCGGAGGAUGAGGAGGCCGACCGGAGCGCGGAGGGUAGCCCAUCGGCCCUCGGUGCCACCUCCGCCUGCGCCGGCGCCUCCUCGGCCACGUCGACCCUGGCGACCACGACGACACCCGGCGCGGCCAACGACCCCACGAGGCAACCCCCCGCGCCAACCAACCCCCUGCAAAGGAGCCGCGGCGCCCCGAGCGACGUCCUCUCGGCCACCGCCACCUGGUCGACUUUUUCCUCGUCCUCGCCCUCGCCGCCCCCCUACCACGAGCUAAGGCGCGUCACUACCAGCGUCACCAGCACCGUCGCCGCCAACGCACCCGCACCCCCCGCCCCCGGCACCAGCUCCAACGGCUCAAGGCCCGACUACUCCACCUCGUCCCUACUGUGCUAGACGACCACGUGCGACUGACGCCUAUACAUUUGUAUAAUAUUUACGAUGUGCGCGCUCCUCGAACAACCGUGUUGGACAACUUUUUUUUCUUUUUUUUUUUUUUUUCCUCUUGGGCUCGAGUGAAUGAGCCUGGCACCUAUACUUCAUUUGUAUAAAUGAUCAUCCAAAACGCGAGUUAAAACCAAUGCGACGGAACACACGAGCAUACAACGUGUACAUAACUCAUAUAGGAGCACACAAUUUUAUUGUCUUCCCGGGGGUGCGCGAUGGUACAAAGUACAACUUGGGCGUGUAUGUAAAAGACACACACACACACAACACACACAGCGAAACCGAAUGGAAAAAAGAAAAAGAAAAAAGGGACAUUUUUCGUUUUUGUAAAUAAGAUUAAAAACGCGAUACGAACAAAUACAAACAGCGGCGAACGAGUGACGACUAUAUGAUAAUAUUAUUGUAUUGUACUUAUACCUCUGUGUACUGUGUAUACCGUUACAAUAUAUUGUGGUGACUUGGAAGGUGUGGGCGUGACAUGAAUAUAUCCAAAAAAGCAUACACAUGUGGAGAUGUUCGCGAAGAGUGCGUGUAUCGGUCGGUCAGGAGUUUGAAAGGCAGUCAUUGAUAAGGAGCGAGUAAAAAAAAAAUCAUAGGAAAUUGUAAGAGAGGAUGUACACAUCCAUGAGUGUAGCUGCAGCACUUGCGAUAACGGGGGACGAGGAGCCUGUUAUUGAUGUUGUUGUUGUUGUUGUUAUUGUUGUUGUUGUUGUUGUUGUUGUUGUUGUAUGACCCGAGUAUGUUGAUACAUGACAUAUGUGCCAAAUCGUUUUAGGAGUUAUUAAGUAAGAGUUAAAAUUAUCGAUGCUAAACGACAAUUGUUAAAGUAAAGAAUUUUAAUGAAAAA
Copidosoma floridanum is the source of this 2399-nucleotide messenger RNA. Its product is annotated as A-type potassium channel modulatory protein KCNIP1. The record is from RefSeq and is a predicted model, not a curated record. Gene Ontology annotation, molecular function: calcium ion binding. NCBI's taxonomy places the organism in Eukaryota, Metazoa, Arthropoda, Insecta, Hymenoptera, Encyrtidae.